Drosophila yakuba is the source of this 964-nucleotide messenger RNA. RefSeq names its product S-phase kinase-associated protein 1 (gene SkpA). The record is from RefSeq and is a predicted model, not a curated record. The coding region runs from base 175 to 663 and encodes 162 amino acids. Gene Ontology annotation, molecular function: cullin family protein binding. The transcript has 2 exons. Gene Ontology annotation, cellular component: nucleus; cytoplasm. Gene Ontology annotation, biological process: SCF-dependent proteasomal ubiquitin-dependent protein catabolic process. Lineage: Eukaryota; Metazoa; Arthropoda; Insecta; Diptera; Drosophilidae.
AACGACAAAUGGUGUUUUCGGAGUUGCGCCAUCUGGUCACUCUAGCCGAGCGUUUUUUACUUGAGAAUUGUCAAUUUGGAGUGUCGAUUUAUAUCCCCAAUUGGAGCAUCUGUGAAAAUAGUUGCAGCACAUUUAAGGCAUCACCCUAAGGAAAGCAAACCAAACGAGCCAAAAAUGCCCAGCAUCAAGUUGCAGUCGUCGGAUGAGGAGAUCUUCGAUACGGACAUCCAGAUCGCCAAGUGCUCUGGCACCAUCAAGACGAUGCUGGAGGACUGCGGCAUGGAGGACGAUGAGAAUGCCAUUGUGCCGCUGCCCAAUGUGAACUCGACGAUCCUUCGCAAGGUGCUUACCUGGGCCCACUAUCACAAGGACGAUCCCCAGCCAUCGGAGGACGAUGAGAGCAAGGAGAAGCGCACGGACGACAUUAUCUCGUGGGAUGCGGACUUCCUGAAAGUGGAUCAGGGCACCUUGUUCGAGCUCAUCCUGGCCGCCAACUAUCUGGACAUCAAAGGCCUCCUGGAGCUCACCUGCAAGACGGUGGCAAACAUGAUCAAGGGCAAGACUCCCGAGGAGAUCCGCAAGACCUUCAACAUAAAGAAGGACUUCACGCCCGCCGAGGAGGAGCAGGUGCGCAAGGAGAACGAGUGGUGCGAGGAGAAGUAAGGCGCGGCCUUUCACGGGACCAACAUUAAGUUGAAACGGCUGGCGGAUGCGGGAAAGGAGAUGACUUGCCGCAUUCGAGCUUUACUUAGUUGCUACAUUCAUUUACAUUUUUUUUAUUCUUAACCUUAGCAGAGCCUCAUUUGAAAAUGUGUAUAAAUGAUCUGCUGCUGAUGUGAUUCGCGGGGUUAAUCUCUUGUCGUACAUAUAUCUCAUACAUGUAUAUGCGAGAAUGUAAAACUCUAUUUAACCUAUAUGCGUAACAUUUGAUUUCACCUUAAUAAAUAUAACUACCCAAACACAA